This is a messenger RNA of Monodelphis domestica (gray short-tailed opossum), 4665 nucleotides long. The record is from RefSeq and is a predicted model, not a curated record. NCBI's taxonomy places the organism in Eukaryota, Metazoa, Chordata, Mammalia, Didelphimorphia, Didelphidae.
AAAUACUAAGACACUUCAAAAGAUCACAAGUGGAGACCUAGAAGGAUCCCUGCAGCCAUCCAGUUUAACUACCUCAUUUUAUAGACAAGAAAACUGACUCCAGGGAGGUUAAGUGACUUGCCCGAGGUGAAAUCAGUAGUAAUCCUGAAGUGGGAUUUGACUACAGGUUCUCUAACUCUUAAAAGAAGUACUUUCCCCAUCAGACCGGGGCGUCUUCUUCUUUCCCACCUAAGAAGCAGACGCAGGAUUUGAAUCGGAGAUCUUCUGGCUUCCAAUCCUGUUCUCUCUCCACUCUGUCCACAUUACCUCGGGAUACUUUGGUUUCGGCCUCCAGCUGGGUGACUGUGGAGAGGCUUUUCUGAACCUCAUUUUCCUCAUCUUUAGAAUGUGUAAAAUAAGCAUAAGGGAUGUUGUAGAGAAAGUUCUUCUACAAACCUUUUUGUUUUGUUUUGCUUUAGUGUGAGGAGAGGGGAAAGGGUGAUAUGAGCUGUCAUGAUAGCCUCAACCCAUCUCCACAAAUAUUCCCUUCCUCUCUUGGCUGCUUCUCUUCGGAUCUCACAGUCGUAAACAUAUACGUGUCAUCCAAGGACAAAAGGCUGUGGGAACCUUUAUGUGCUCCUUCUACAGCAUGCAUCCCUCCUCCAGGCUAUGGCACGAAGUCCUAGUCCUCGAUCUUUAGCUCCCAUAGAUGCCCAGGCAUAGCAGCUUUCCCUGUCACCUGUCCCUUUUAAGACUUUGAGAUUUAGUGGCAAACACUACCGUCCCUCAUUCUCAACACUCACAGGCACAUAUGCACCGUCGAUCCCAUUCCUCUUCAGAACUGUGAGCAAAGACUCUGGACCUAAGAGUUUGAGGCCCCCAGGGAACAUGAGGAGGGAGAAGGCUUAAGCGAAAGGCCGGGAAAGGGUUAAGCUUCGGGCCGCUGGGUCAAGGGCAAAGAUCCAGGCCCAGUAGCAGAGACCCCAGGCGACUGAGGCAAAUGGAAGUGGCCCAGGGGAACAGGUGGCCCCAAAUUGUACCGUGCCGUGCCGCGCCGUGCCGUGCCGUGCCGCGCGUGUCAGACGCCUAGGGGCGCGGCCGGAAGGACAGGGUGGGCCGGGCUGCGUGCUGGGCUGGCGCCGGGGUGGGGCCGUAGGGCAGUACUGGGCCUAGCUGGGACUGAGAGAGAGGGAGAGACUUUCUAGCAGGGCUGAAGGGGGAGGACGGAGGUUAAGAGGAGGACGAGUGCCAGGCGUCCGCGCCGCACCAUGUGCCACAGCCCAGGCCAGUGUAGCCUACACCAACGCUGGGGCUGGUCAGCUGAGGGCCAUGGAAAGGGACUGCCGCACGGGAGGGCCGCCGCGAGCAGCUACGCCAGCAGCAAGAGCAGAGCGCAGCCCGGCCCUUGAGGUCCUGCCGGGAGGUGGGCUGCAGCUAAAGCCGCAGCAGAAGCAGCAGCAGAGAGGAAGCUGAACCCCGAGUACCCCGGCACCCGGCGCGGCUCCUCCUCCUUCUCUCCUUCCACCUCCUCCCUCCUUCUUUCCCUCCCUCCUCUCUGCUCUCUUCCCUCCUCCUCCUCCUCCUCAACCACCUCCUCCUCCUUUGCGCGCACCUAGCAGCCAAGCCCGGGGGCGGGGAAGGGGAGGGAGGGAGGGAGGGAGGGGAGGGGAGGGAGGGGAAGCUGGGCGCGCGUGCCGCCGGGCGCGAGGCGGGCGGGGAGAGCUCCCGGGACCGGCCCGGCUCACGCCGGUGUAAAGGCGACCAGGGGGCAGCGCAGGGGGGGGGAGGAAGGGGGAGGAAGGGCUGUAGGAGCGGAAGCGGGGCGCGUGCAGAGACGCGAAACCGGGGGGCCCCUUCCUCCCUCCCCCUCCACCCCAAACUACCUCCACCCCCACCCCCCUGCAGCCUGGCGCGCGCCGAGGGCCCGCACAGCAGCGGGCUCUCCCCCGGGCCAUGUCCGCCUACUGCCUGGGCUUGGCCAGCAGCGUUUCAGCACCCGCCGAGGCGGACAGCGCCUCCUGCAUGGAGCUGCCGGGGCCUGGCGGGGACUCAGACCGGAGCUCAGCCGCUGCCGCCGCCGCCUUAGUGUCCUUCCCGGGAGGCCCGGGGGAGCUGGAACUGGCGCUCGAGGAAGAGCUGGCGCUGCUGGCGGCCGGGGAGCGGCCGCCCGACCCGGGAGAGUUUCCCCAGGCCGAGCCGGUGCUUCUCGACGCUGCCGAGGCCCUGGGCCCGGGACAGCUGCUGCAGCCGCCCUCGCCCCCGCAAGAACCCGAACUGCUGUCGGUGAUCCGGCAGAAGGAAAAGGACUUGGUGCUGGCCGCCCGGCUAGGCAAGGCGCUGCUGGAGAGGAACCAGGACAUGAGCCGGCAGUAUGAGCAGAUGCAUAAGGAGCUGACCGACAAACUAGAGCACCUAGAACAAGAGAAGCACGAGCUACGGAGGCGAUUUGAGAACCGAGAAGGCGAGUGGGAAGGCCGAGUAUCGGAGCUGGAGAGCGACGUGAGACAGCUGCAGGUCGAGCUAGAGAAGCAGCAGGUUCACCUUCGAGAAGCCGACAGAGAGAAGACAAGGGCCGUCCAGGAACUCUCCGAACAGAACCAAAGACUCUUGGACCAGCUCAGCAGGGCAUCAGAAGUAGAGCGGCAGCUCUCCAUGCAAGUCCAUGCGCUCCGAGAAGACUUCAGGGAGAAGAAUUCCUCGUCCAACCAACACAUCAUCCGGCUGGAGAGCCUCCAGGCUGAAAUCAAGAUGCUGUCAGAUCGGAAGCGGGAGCUGGAGCAUCGCCUCAGUGCCACCAUGGAGGAGAAUGACCUACUCCAGGGGACGGUGGAAGAGCUGCAGGAUCGGGUCCUCAUCUUGGAAAGGCAAAGCCACGACAAGGACCUCCAGGUAAGGGGAGCAGAAAGGGGCCAAUGCUUGGACCUCAGGAACUGGGGAGAGGAGAAGCUAGGGAAGAGAGCUAAGCAAACUAGUGCCAGAGAAGGGGAGUUAGCACAGGUACACAGUAAGGGCUAUAUAAAUGCACCUACCAUUGCCUUCCUCCCCCUUAUCAUCAUCCUCAUUUCCUCUGGAACAGAGUCUCACUGGUUUCUUUCUCAUUCUGCCCUCUACCAGGUGACGAUGCUGAGUGUGGAGAUGACGGCACUCAAGGAAGAGCGAGAUCGCCUUAGAGUGACAUCCGAAGAGAAGGAAGCCAAGGAGCAGCUUCUCAAAGCCAUCAGGGACCGAGAUGAGGCCAUUGCAAAGAAGAACGCAGUGGAGAUGGAAUUGGCCAAGUGUAAGAUGGACAUGAUGUCCCUAAACAAUCAGCUCCUAGAUGCCAUUCAGCAGAAACUGAACCUCUCGCAACAGCUUGAGGCCUGGCAGGAUGACAUGCACAGGGUCAUCGACCAGCAGCUGAUGGACCAACACCUGAAGGAACGGAGCCGGCCUGCUUCGGCCUUCUCCGGCGGCCACGGGCCGGGCCGGGGGGACGAGCCCGGCGGGGCUGAAGGCAAAGGGCUCUUUUCAUUCUUCAGGAAGAUUUAAACGGGGAGAUGGUGUGGGGAGGGGGCGAGCCGCCGGGCGGGCGGGGGGAAGAGGGGCCUCGCCACCGGCCCACCCCACGGAGAGCCAGACGCUUUUCCCCCUUGGUGGGGAAGUGAGCUGCCCACAGAGCCAGGGAUGCCAGGGCCCCCCACCCUAGAGAAGGCAAGGCCCCCCCAGCUAGCGUAGCCCAGGCUCCUGUGACCCUCGGGCAGGGAGUGAGCUGUCCGGUACGGUUAGGGCCGGGUCCCCACUUUCUGCAGAGCAGAUCUCAGAGCUGCCGUCUCCCGCCUGCCUGCAGAUCCCCUCCAACACAACACGAACCUUGGUGGGGGGCGGAGGGGAGGGACCUUUACUGCAUGCCCCAGAAGCCCCUUCCCAGCUCCCCAUCUCACCCAGGACCCAAGGCCUGCCCCCCCAGCCCCUCCGUCCCAAUGGUCGAGGCUUCGAGGCCGUGGCUCGGACCCCACGAGGGCUCCCUGCGCCCCCCCCCCCCCAGAGGAGGAGGCCCUGUUCUUCCUCAAGCCCAGGCCUGCACACACUUGCUCGCAUUUUGGUUCAAAGUUCCACCAGAACUCGGCCCAGACUGGGGGUGCUGGUGGUUCCAGGCCUGGGGGACCCCUCAUUCCUUCCCAUCAGCCACCCGCCCCUCUCCUCGUAAGCCGGGCCACGGAAAAGCCCUCGCCGCCAAGGGAGAGGGGCCAGGCGAGGGCCACAAAGCCACCCCGGGCCUCCCCUUCCCCGGGCAAGUGGGAGGCCUUGAGCCAGAGACCGCCACUGUGCCCGGCGCGCUGCGGGGUGGAGGGAGGGCGUCCGAGGGCGAGGGGGACCGUCCUUAGCGGCCCGGCCGCCUGCUGCUCCUGCGGCCACUCAGCCAGCCCUCUCUGCUGGGCAGAGGCUCCCCGGGCCGGCUCUGCCAGCUGCCACGGGCUCGCUCUCCCUGGAGCCUCCGUGGGGGGAUGCACAGCAGGGACUAGUGGACGUAUCUAUAGAUAUGUACAUACCGCAGGGCUGGAACUUUUGUAUGUAGCAUCGUGUAAAUACAUGUAUGGAUUUUAUAAUACACAUAUUCUAUAUAUAAAUCUAUAAAGGCAUAUUUUUAGAAAAAAUGAUCCACAGCUUUUGUAAAUAGUCCAAAUCAGAAUAAAAUGAAUUUCUACA